Molecule: messenger RNA, 246 nt
Organism: Symbiodinium necroappetens
Lineage: Eukaryota; Dinophyceae; Suessiales; Symbiodiniaceae
Source: the annotation of a GenBank genome assembly
AUGUGCAAACUUGUGUUCUCUUCAAUGCAUGGGACACGCACGAGAUCGCAACCAACGGGAAGCGCCGCGUGUUCUUUUGGACCUGGGACGUGGAGCAGCCCUUCCAGUUCUACUCGCCGGCUUUGGCGCCUCGAGACUUCAAGCAGAGGAUCGGAGACUACACGCAGACCAUCUUUCUGCCCGAGUCCACCCAGGCUGCCACAGGGACGAUCGAUGGUGACGUGGUCAUAUGGGACCUAUCGCUGA